Molecule: messenger RNA, 273 nt
Organism: Colletotrichum orchidophilum
Lineage: Eukaryota; Fungi; Ascomycota; Sordariomycetes; Glomerellales; Glomerellaceae
Exons: 1
Coding region: 1-273 (90 amino acids)
Source: RefSeq, a predicted model, not a curated record
AUGCUUGCCGCGUCCCCGUUGGCUUGGAGGUUCUUCCCAGAAGGAAGGAGUCGCCCUGCAGAUGUACCGUCUUCCAACCCUAGCUACCCGCCCUGCAUGAGACUUCAACUCAGGCUUCAACCUAGGCAGGUAAGUUGCUUGCCUUGUCUGGAACUACCUGACAUUGGUAGGAGGAAGGUUGAAAAGACAGAAAGCAAAGGCAGGACGCGCGUGACCUGGGCUCUGAUGUCCCGGGCACCUCAAGCAGUGCCUGCCCUGCCGGGGUGGCUCUGA